This is a messenger RNA of Brugia malayi, 297 nucleotides long. It is a transcript of the gene Bma-rbx-2, whose product is annotated as RING finger protein, putative. Lineage: Eukaryota; Metazoa; Nematoda; Chromadorea; Rhabditida; Onchocercidae. Gene Ontology annotation, molecular function: ubiquitin protein ligase activity; cullin family protein binding; zinc ion binding. Gene Ontology annotation, biological process: protein ubiquitination; ubiquitin-dependent protein catabolic process. Bases 1 to 297 code for a protein of 98 amino acids. Gene Ontology annotation, cellular component: Cul5-RING ubiquitin ligase complex; nucleus. The transcript is spliced from 3 exons. The record is from RefSeq and is a predicted model, not a curated record.
AUGGAAAAAUCAAAAGAUACAACAUUGAGUGAUCAGCGUCCAUUUGUACUCAAAAAAUGGACUGCAUUAGCAACAUGGUCAUGGGAUGUGGAAUGUGACAUCUGUGCGAUAUGUCGUGUACAACUAAUGGAUAUUUGUUUACGGUGUCAGUCAGAAAAUAAGCAAGAUGAUUGUGUGGUAGUAUGGGGUGAAUGUAAUCAUUCUUUUCAUAAUUGCUGUAUGGCUUUAUGGGUGAAGCAGAAUAAUCGUUGUCCUCUCUGUCAACAGGAUUGGCAAGUGCAAAGAACGGGUCAUUAA